AUUAACACUGCCGUUUAGUUUGAUUUGUUUGUUUUUUUAAAAAAAAUUUCACCUGUUUAUUCUGUGUUGUUUUCAUUCUGUGUGUGGGUGAAUGUGUGAUGUUUGAGCCAACAAUUUACCAACAGAUUUCCGUAUCUGCUGGUGCUAAAACCGGUACGACCAAUUCUGGUCAUCAUACUCAUCAUCUUCAUCAUCGUGGCAGUCAUAAUUCACGAUAUCUUUCAUCAUCAUCAACACCUCGAACGCAUUUGGAAUUUGAAGAAUACAACAGCAACAACAACAACGACGACGACAACGACGAAAAAGAAUAUAAAAUGUCCAAAUCUAAUCUAAAUCAAAAUGCUGAUGAUGAUGAUGAUGAUAAUCAUUCAAAACAAUUUACCAAUUAUAAUGAUAAUGAUGAUGAUGAUGGCGACCUGAUGGAUUUUUCUAAUACCCGCCAAUGCAUAAAAUCAAAUAACUCUACUUUACCGCCAUCUGUUGGACAAAAACUAUCUCCUACAUAUGAUCAUUCUGUUAAUUCAUCAUCAUCCUCCUCCUCCUCCACUUCUUCAUCAUCAUCUUCAUCAUCAACAACAAAACAAACAAUCAUGAAGAAUAAUGCAACAUCAAAAUUAAUAAUCAUUGCGAAUGAAAAUAAUAAUUCUGCCGAUACAACCGACACUGAAUCCGAAGAGAAUUGUAUCGAAGUUGAACGAUUAUCAAAUGUUGCCUAUGAUGAUGAUGACAAUGAAACCAAUCCUGAUAUAGAUAUUGAUGUUAGAACAUCGAAUACAGAACCAAUACCCACUUUAAACAGUGAUCCAAUACAACAAUCAUCAUUCUAUAAUGAUCAUCGCAAUACAACAAAAGUGAAAACUUCUAAUAAUAAUAAUAAUAAUUGCGAUGAAUUGGAUAAACAAGUUGAUUGUGAUUCAAUUGAUGCCCUUAAAUUAAAUUACCGGAAAAAAGAAUCAUCGGAUUUGAACGUCGACGAUAAAGUUGAUUUUGAUCUAUCGAAUGAACAGAAGCCAUUAAAAUAUUCUAUACCUAAUGGAACUAAUGAAACAUCAAAAACAAUCGAUAACAAUGAUGAUGAUGAUGAUGAUACUAAAACUAAACAAUCAAAUAUAAAGAAUCUAAAUAUUCGACAAUCAUCGAAAUCGAAUAAUCAUCAUCUUAAUGAUGAAAAUGAUGAUGAUGCGGAUGAAGAUACUACAAUGGCUGUUGAUGAUGUUGUUCAUAAUCAACACCAUGGUGGUAAUGAUAAUAAUAAUAAUGAAGAUGAUGAUGAUUAUGAGAUUGAUGUUGAUGUCGAUACUGAACCUGAUGUUGAUAUGUUGACUGAAACGAAUGGCUUUGGAUCAUCAUUAAAUGGAUCAAUACGUCAACCAUUAGAUUGUAUUCCGGUUGAAACCGUCCUACGUGAACAUUCUUCAUCAUCAUCAAUUCUUACCGAUGGACCAUUAUCAUUAUCAUCGCUUCAUCAACCACCACCACCACCAUUACCAUUAACAUUAUCCAAAUCGAAUGGUACAUCUUUUAUGCCUUCCAAUAACAAUACAACAACACUCAUCAAUGAAUCAAACCAAAUGUUGACCAAACCAACUAAUUCAAACCAAAAUUCUCAUCAACAUUAUCAUCAUCAGAAUCAUCAUUCGAAUGGUAGCAGCAAUAAUAGCAGUAAAAAUCAACAUCCAAAAUCCGAUUUGCCCACACAAUUGGACGUUUCACGCUGUACGCAUUGCGGCAAGCUGUUCCGUGGACCACGUUCAUCAAUUUCAUUGCAAGAACAUAUAACCAACAUUCACGCUGCCGUGGCGCCUAUUUCAUCAGCCGGCAAAUAUUCCAAAGCUACGUCACCAUCAUCAGCGAUGCCAUCGAUUAGGCCAUCAUUUACCAUUUCGGGUAAUGGUGAUUUGGCCAAUGACAGUGGUGGUAGUGGUGAAGGCGUUAACGAUGAUACUCAAUCCUGUACCAAAUGUUCGAUUACUUUCGAAACUCGAGAAGAUUUUGAAAGACAUCAGCUUUUACAUGCCAAUAAAUCUGCUCACUCAAAUGAUAAUGGCCAAGUAUUGCGCAAAUUCAAAUGUCAAGAAUGUUUUAAAGCAUUUAAAUUCAAGCAUCAUUUGAAAGAACAUAUACGCAUCCAUAGUGGAGAAAAGCCAUUUGAAUGUGCUAAUUGUGGUAAACGAUUUUCUCAUUCAGGCUCCUAUUCAUCGCACAUGACCAGCAAAAAGUGCCUAAUUGUUAAUCUAAAAGUGCGAAAGUCGGACCAAAUUGGACGUACUUCUCGUUCAUCUAAUCGUUCAAAUCAAACAAAUGGCACUGCAAUUUCGAAUGGUAUUCUAAGCCUUAACGAUUCUAUGAGUGAAACCGAAAAAAAUCUACCGUUUUUUCCCAAUGUGCUGGAUUCUCAAAAUGUCAAAAACAUGUCACCAUUUAAUACAUUCAAUAAUUCUACAACUUAUUUUCCAAACGGCUUCCCUGCUAAUUUGAUGGGCCUCAAUUCUUUUCUAAACGUUACAGCACCAAAUCUUGAAUUAUUUAAUUAUCUGCUCGAAUCACAAAUGGAAUAUAAAGGUUUCAAAAAUUUACCAUCACAUUUUCUUGCCAGUAUCAACAGUAGUGGUAGCCAAUCGAAUGUUGAAGAAUUUGAAAAACAAUUAAAAAAAGAAUUUAUUGAAAACGCAGACAUUGCUUCCAUACGACGUUUGUUACAAAUCGCUCAAGCUGCUGCUGUAUCUAAAGUGCAAGACGAACUCACUUCAGCUCAUUUGAAUGCAAAUCUUCAUAAUGAUCCAAACCUAUCCAAUUCAUUUCUUAAUCUAACGAAAAUGGCACAUCUAGAUUCGAAUAGCAAAUCUACCGAAGAUAUUGAUCCCAAUCGAAAAUCACCUUCUACUCCUACGAAAAACUGUCCAAGUUUGUCAGAUUUAAAAUCGGAUUUUAAUUGCAAAAAUCUCAAUGAAAGUACCAAUCUCAAAAUGGAAAGCGAUGAAGAAUCACAACGCGACUCUAGUUCUUUGGACGAAGAAAUGCUUAUGGCUGAUGGUAAAAAGGUUAGAGUACGGUCUGUUUUAAGCGAAGAAACUUUGCGCAUUCUUCGCGCACAAUACGCAAUCAAUCAACGGCCAAAAAAACAAGAGAUUCAUCGAUUAGCUGAACAGGUUAACUAUGCGCCUCGAGUAGUUCAAGUUUGGUUCCAAAAUAUGCGAGCUCGUGAUAGACGUCUAGGUCGUCCGAUACAGAGCAUGAAUGAUUCGCUUAACACUACGACCUCUAGUUUGGGCACGAUGAACAUUGGUACCGGUUGUCUAAAUAGUUUGAAUUAUUCAUCCACUGACCAAACUACCAAUAUGAACAUCAACCAACAACAAUCUGGGCAACUUUUGACACAAUCCGCUGCACAUUCCGGGUCCAAUUCAUUAGUAGCGGUACCAGCAACAGCACUAGCCGCAGGCAUUCCUUCUCCUUCACCUUUUAAGUCCACAACUUCCUCUGUAGCUCCCAUUGUUUCUUAUGGCCAGCACAAUUUCAUCAAUAAUGGCACAACCUAUUCAUCAUCGUCAUCGUCAUCACUGUCGCCUUCGCUUAUUGUCGGCCAGAAUCGUCAUUGUAACGAUUCUAGUAGUAGUUUUAGCUCUUAUUUGAAUACAACAAGCAACCAGCACGCACAAAAGCCAUUGAUUUCAAUUACGCAGCCAUCAACGUUGUUUCAAAAAACCGAUGCACCAAUUCAAGCCAAGUUAUUUGACAACAAUUUAUUUGACAAUUCUGACACAAUUUCUUCGACUCAUGAUGAACCUUUAGAUCUUUCUUUCAAAUCGAAAUCAUUGAAUUCAAGUAGUGGUUCAUCUACAGCGGAGAAUUCCCUUGAAGAUGAAGUAUUAAAUCUAAGUCUCAAAUCCACCGGCAACAAUUGUGCUAUAGCUCCAACUACAGUUACCUGUCUUGAUGUCAAUAACAGCUCACACAAUAAAGAUAAUUCAUCAAUGGUCACCACCGCCGUCCAACCAAAUGUAUCGUUGACAAUGCUGCAACAACAGCAUGAUCUUGAUGCGGACAAUCUUCGUAUAGUUUUACUUAACAAUUCAACCUAUGGUAAAUCCUGUAAUGAAACCGGUAGUAAUAGUAGUAACAAUAGUCCGCGAUCUAUCCGAGGCCGAAAACGAAUCGCUCCUGAAUUGGAUAUAAACACCAAUAGUUCAAACGAUUCAAAUAACAACAUUAUGCGGACAAAUAAUUCAUCACCAAAAAAAGAGAUGAAGCUCAAUGGUUCAUUAAGUAAUCAAAAUUCUCCCGACAACAAUCAAAGUGAAGGAUUAUUCACGUGUGAUCAAUGUGAUAAAACUUUCAGCAAACCAAGCUCAUUGGCUCGACAUAAAUAUGAGCAUUCGGGUCAACGGCCACAUAAAUGUGAUGUAUGCAACAAAGCUUUCAAACACAAACACCAUCUGACCGAACAUAAGCGCCUUCACAGUGGUGAAAAGCCCUUUCAAUGUACAAAAUGUCUUAAACGAUUUUCUCAUUCGGGUUCAUAUAGUCAACAUAUGAAUCAUCGUUAUUCUUAUUGUAAACCGUACCGUGAAUAAACAUUCAUAUUUAGUUAA
Molecule: messenger RNA, 4592 nt
Organism: Dermatophagoides pteronyssinus (European house dust mite)
Lineage: Eukaryota; Metazoa; Arthropoda; Arachnida; Sarcoptiformes; Pyroglyphidae
Gene: zfh1
Product: Zn finger homeodomain 1
Biological process (GO): regulation of transcription by RNA polymerase II; anatomical structure development
Molecular function (GO): DNA-binding transcription factor activity, RNA polymerase II-specific; RNA polymerase II cis-regulatory region sequence-specific DNA binding
Source: RefSeq, a predicted model, not a curated record